Molecule: messenger RNA, 3354 nt
Organism: Apodemus sylvaticus (European woodmouse)
Lineage: Eukaryota; Metazoa; Chordata; Mammalia; Rodentia; Muridae
Gene: Fut4
Product: fucosyltransferase 4
Exons: 2
Coding region: 414-1715 (433 amino acids)
Cellular component (GO): membrane
Molecular function (GO): alpha-(1->3)-fucosyltransferase activity
Source: RefSeq, a predicted model, not a curated record
GGCAGAGUGAAUACGGAAGGAAGCUGAUUCUGCUCUGAGUUCUGCGGUGGGAUCGCACCCUCACCCCACCACCCCUUCGAGGCUUCUUGGGGAGGUCUCCAGGGCAGGACUCCGCAAGGCCAGGGCUCGGGCCGCCUGGACGCGGGAACAGCGAACGCGCACCAAGAGGCCACGACCCCCGGCGAGGCGCCAACCGGGCGCUGUUUCGGAGCCCCGGAGCCCAGGCUGGGCAGGGGAGCCAGCGCCUGCGCAGCAGGAAACGCCCCAGGCCGGGCCCGCAGGGCUAGGAGAGCAGAGUCUGGGAAGGUCAGCGUGGCGCCGGGCCAGGGCUGCGGGCUGGGCUCACCUCAUCCUGGACUUGGGAGGGGCGAGGCACCGCCCGUGGGCCUGCCGAUGCCCCGCCCGCCCCCUCCAUGGCCCCGGCCGGGCGAGAGCAACAGCAUGAGAGCCGGUGCCGCCCCUCACGGCCGGUGGACGCGUGGCGAGCCGCGGCGGCCACUCGUGGGCGCUGCAUGGGGACUCCGGGAGUCCCGCGUCGCGCGCGGCGCAGAAGCUGGGGACUACCCCGGAGCUUCUCUGCGCUGGCGGCAGCAGGACUACUGUGCACCGCGUUGACCGCCUGCAUCUGCUGGGGACAGCUGCCCCCACUGCUCUGGGCGUCUUCAGCCCCACAACGCCCGGUGGGUGUGCUGCUCUGGUGGGAACCCUUUGGGGGGCGCGGCGGCCACCCCAAACCUCCCCCCGAUUGCAGCUUGCGCUUCAACAUUAGUGGCUGCCGCUUGCUCACCGACCGCGCGGCCUAUGGGGAGGCUCAAGCAGUGCUAUUCCACCACCGCGACCUGGUGAAGGGACCCCCCGACUGGCCCCCACCCUGGGGCGCCCAAGAGCGCACGGAUGAGGCGCUGGAACUACGCGUGUUCGACGACCAGGAGGGAGCUGUGGUGCUGGCUGGAGAAGCCCUGGAGACCACAGGCUCUCGUCCCCCGGGUCAGCGGUGGGUGUGGAUGAACUUCGAAUCGCCCUCCCAUACUCCGGGGCUGCGGAGCUUGGCCAAAGACCUCUUCAAUUGGACACUGUCCUACCGGACCGACUCGGAUAUCUUCGUGCCCUAUGGCUUCCUCUAUCCCAGGCGCCAUACAGCUGACCAACCAGCAGGAUUGAGCCCCCCGCUGGCCCGCAAGCGGGGACUGGUGGCCUGGGUCGUGAGCCACUGGAACGAGCGCCAGGCACGGGUCCGUUACUACCACCAGCUGAGUCGGCACGUGUCUGUGGACGUGUUUGGCCGGGUGGGACCCGGACAACCAGUGCCAGCCAUCGGGUUGCUGCAUACUGUGGCCCGCUACAAAUUUUACCUGGCCUUUGAGAACUCACAGCACGUGGAUUACAUCACUGAGAAGCUGUGGCGGAAUGCCUUUCUGGCUGGGGCUGUACCAGUGGUGCUCGGUCCAGAUCGUGCCAACUAUGAGCGCUUCGUGCCUCGUGGCGCCUUCAUCCACGUGGACGACUUCCCUAGCGCUGCCUCCCUGGCUGCCUACCUGCUCUUUCUAGACCGAAACGUGGCUGUCUAUCGCCGCUACUUCCACUGGCGCCGGAGCUUUGCGGUGCACAUCACCUCUUUCUGGGAUGAGCCGUGGUGCAGGACCUGCCAAGCUGUGCAGACCUCUGGGGACCAGCCCAGGAGCAUCCACAACUUGGCCGAUUGGUUCCAGCGAUGAGGCCAUUCUGCUGUGAAUUGACUACAUCUCCUUGGCUGAGUUUUCUAAAUACCCAAUUUUUCUUUAUGGGAAGAAGAUGAGUUACCAGUUAAUAUUAUUUAGUACAAGGAUGGGAAAAUUGCCUUCAUGACUAUUUUUUGCAGAGAGGUGGGCUGACUCUCCGGUAGGGGGCUGUGGUGUUCUGGGUGAAGGAGGCCCUUCCUUACCUGUCACCCAGGUAAAGAAGUGGCCUAUCCUUCUGGCCACAGGCCUUAUCAGGGGCCCAUGUGACCUCUAAAUUUUAGAUGUAUUUGUUCUGUGAUCAUGGUUGCUUGGACGAAGGAAGAGCUGUUGGGUAUGGGAUAGUGGAAGGACUGUGCCCCUCUAGGUGGGGUUUUCUUUGAUGGUUGGAUUCCUCUGAACCCUCUGAACCUGGAAAAGAUAAGUCAUUGACUUCCUUCACCAGCAAUGUGUGUCCACUGUCCCCAGCCCUGUGAACAGAAACGAGAGACGAGCUUAUCCUCAGAGGGAAAUUAAGAUGAAGACUUGGGUGCCCCUCACUUCACCCUAGAAUUCUCCUCCUGAAAAGCUGUAUUUAAGUGACACCCCAAAUUCUUGGGCCUAAAGGAGAAAGUAUUUAGUAGAAAUAAAUGAAAAGUCCCUUUACAAUGUGAAAGACUGUCUUGUAAUUACUUCUUCUGUCUUUAUAGUUUCCCGUAACCUGGAUUAGGAAAACAUUAAAAAAAAAAAAAAAAAGAUAUGAAAGAACCACAAUCUUCUCCCAGCCAAUGUUUACAAAUGGAAGAGACAUAAAUGGCGAUGUCUUGCCCACAAAUUUGUUUAUUCUGUGUCUCUGCUGGACCUGAAGUUUAAGCUGGAGUGUGAGUCCUUCAGCAGCGUUGGCACUGCUGUGCAGAGAGCAGGAGAGGACUUCAGCGAACUGUGGGUGUGCACAAGGAGGAAAGCUUCGGUGGCACCUGUGUGUGGUUGUCCCGCUGUCUGUCCAGUUUCUGCUCAGUGGAGCUGAUCUGCUGCUGUUUACUAUGAUUAGUCGACUGUUUUGUUCUCCCCCUGCCCUGCUCCUCGGACACCCACUCAUUCCAGUGCCUUGGACCCUGCACUGCAGGACCAAUCUUGAAAACACAGUCAUUGAUUUUCCCGCUCAACGGAUGUCAGGGCAUGCCUGCUGGUGCCAAAUGCUGGGCGUGAGCUCCCAAGGAGCUGGGAACACUAGGAUGAAGAAUGAACCUGGGCACCAAGUUCCUCUUCUGUGAACUCGUGUGGGAGGAGGGCACCCGAGAAUUUACCGUGGGAAGUAGGCGAUGCCGCCUCGUGUUUAGUGGGCAGUUGGCUAAACGUGUGUAUUCAGAAGCGUACUGCCUACUGUUCUUCGCAGGGAUUUUGUAUAUCCCCAUAUGCAUUUUACUCCUGAAAUUAAAUUUCAAGAUCUAUUACAGAACAAAUAAAAAAAAAAGGAAAGUUAGUCAUAUAUUAUCUAUUUCAAAUAAAUCCUUAAAACUGAGCCAUAUUUCAGGAUCAUGCAAUUUCUAUAUAGCAUAUAUUUUCAGUCUCGAAGUAUGUAUAUUUUGAUAAAGUUAUGUAAUUAACGUGGUUUGUAUUGUUUCGCCGACACCUUCUGCAUUAAAUCUGUGUAAAACUA